Molecule: messenger RNA, 1273 nt
Organism: Microstroma glucosiphilum
Lineage: Eukaryota; Fungi; Basidiomycota; Exobasidiomycetes; Microstromatales; Microstromataceae
Product: alpha/beta-hydrolase
Exons: 4
Coding region: 52-1188 (378 amino acids)
Molecular function (GO): hydrolase activity
Source: RefSeq, a predicted model, not a curated record
CAUAUACCCAAUCUAGCUCGAUACCAUAAUCCUGUUCCCACCCCUUCAGCAAUGCCUCUCCCAGCCUACCCUCGCUCGACCUUCGUAGCCUCCAAAGACCCCGAGCGUAUCUACUCCUACCUAGACGUGCCCGCCUCGUCUUCGUCCUCGAGCACCUCUGCGCCUCCAAUCCUCUUCUUGCAUGGCUUCCCCGACCUAGCUAUCGGCUGGUCUGAGCAGAUCGAGUACUUCUCUUCUCGCGGCCACCGAUGUAUCGCCCCUGAUAUGCUCGGGUAUGGACUCACGUCGCGGCCCUCGAGAGGAGAGGGGCGGUUGGGAGAGUAUGCCAUCAUGAGCAUGAGUGGGGAUAUUGCCCGUCUGGUGCACCACGCCUUGAGCUCCAGCACCAGUGACAGUGGUAGCUCGAGUUCAGGCAAAGUCAUCGUCAUCUCGCACGACCACGGUGCCAACUUUGCCUGGAAGUUCACGCACUAUCACCCACACCUCGUGCUGGGAAUGGUGGGGCUGUGUGUGCCCUACGCGAGGAUCACGAGUCGGUGGGCGUCGCGAGAAGUGAUUACGCAGCUCAUCCCAACGUUCGGAUACCAGAUGUUCUUCGAGGAGCCGAAGAGUACUAGCAUAGUCCAGGAUCAGUUGGAGACGUUCCUUCUCAACAUUUACAGCAAAGUCGGCCUCUUCACCCUCGACCCAAGCCAAGAACGCACAGAAGCCGAGUCGCCCGAAUUCAGAGGCAAUCUCGAGCGCCUCCUCCUUCAAGCCAGCAAGAAUGGCGGGUCGGGCGCUCUGGGAUCUUCGCAAUCGGACAAAAAGAAGAAGAGGAACGACCUGAUCAUGGAUCCGGAGGUCUUCGAUUACUACAUGGAGCAGUUUGGCGUAAAGGCGGGAGGUAUCGAUGGCGCUCUGAACUGGUACCGUACGAGAAAGAUGAACUUUGAUGAUGAGCAGACCGUCAAACAGAAGAGCUACCCGACGUCCUUCCCCGUGCUUGCCGUGGUGCCAGAUCGUGAUGCGGCGCUUCCCCCAAUUCUGUUCGCCAACCUCCUACGGGACAUCCCACAUGCAGAGCGAGUGGACAUGCGGGACUGUGGACACUUUGUGCAGCUCGAGCAGCCUCGGCAGCUCGCCGAAGCCAUCGAGGGAUGGAUGGUCAGACACGGUCUCAGUGGUGCGAAGAAGGCGAACCUCUAGCUUGUUACUGGAUUAAAAUCCGAGGUGUAACUCUCAAUCUUCGUCGUGCCACAAAGAGAUGCAGAAGUCCCAUGAUAAAUUUGUG